AUGGCGUAUGAUGGCCUCACGUCGCAUCAUGUCAACUACUUGAUCUGGAGAUAUUUACAGGAAUCAGGCCACGGAGAUGCUGCGCUGAUGCUACAACGCGCCUGGAACCACAAUCCCCAAGAUUUCCCAUUCGCAUCGUAUAUUAAACCACAUGCCCUGAUCGUUCUAAUUCAGAAAGGGCUUCAGUAUUUUGAACUUGAACAAUCAUUAGACCAGGCCGGGAAUUCACUGCCCUUGACCACCGUAUCGUUCUUCGGCCCUGUUGCUAGUGACUCGCGCACUCCGGCGCGGAAGCCAGGCCAUGGCGAUAUCAAAGAUGGAACCGGCGCUGAAACCGGCACCCGCACAGCACUCCCCAAGCCUGCUGUGGGCAAACCAACAACGGACGGGAUCGUCAAUGGGCAUGCAAAUGAAGUUGUUACGACGCCAAUAUCUGGGAAGCCUGGGAAGUCUGCGAGUGCCAAGGAUGGCGAUGUGUCGUUCUAUGCCGGUGAAACACCCAUGGAAAUUGACCAGCAAGACAUGACCCAAGAACGAGCCCCCCAAGCCAAGGCGUCGCCCCUGGCCGAACCUGUUGUAGAUGCGGAUGGGGACAUCGGUAUGCGAGGACAAAACGAGCGGGAACCAUCUCCACCGAUCUUCACCUUAACAGUCGGUCAGAGUACUGGCGUUCAAAUAUCUCCCUCUAAAGCAGCCGAUUUGGGUCCAGACACUACCCUCUUUGACAUCGGUAGUAACAGCGAGAUAACACAGACACUAUGGCGGCCAGAUGAUCCAACAACAGUGACUGCAGCCGGUGACACAUUCUGUGGCCUCUGGAAACUGUCAGGGCCACGUUCUGCAGUUGCACCGACUCAUGAGCCUUUGGUCGAAACUAAAGGGGAUGGGACAUGUGUAACCACCUCGAGUUGGGAUUCUGCUGGCAAGAUGCUCGCAGUAGCUACCUACCAAGAUCCAAUGAAUGGAAAUAUUACCAUGUAUGGGCACGAUGGGACUGCUGUAGACCUACUCCCGGACUUACCAAGGAUGGUAUCUGGACUCUACUGGGCUCCUCGAGGGCUGCGGAUGAUUGUGGUCUUAUCCGAUGGGCAGCACUCCGAAUUAACACUGUGGGAUCAAGCAAUUCGACCCGAUGAGUUCCCAGCACCGCAGGUGAUAGAUGGGCUAGUCCAUGAGGUAUCGUGGUGCAGUGAUGAGAUGAUCUAUGCGUGUGGAAAUGGAUCGGUAUAUGAGUACCGCGGGAUUACCGAUCUCCUCCUCAACAAAACUUACAAUUCCAAUGACGGACAGGAGCCGUGGACAUUCAUUGCCAGCGCCAUGAUAGCCGGUUCACCAGUGGCCGUUACCGCUUCCAGCUCGACUACAAAUAUUUGGGUUCCCACCCAUGACAUCAGUGUCAGCGCGACCCACCAUGGGGAUAUAACGGCGCUCGAGCUCCGACCACAGCCGCAGUCAAGUCUUUUUCAAAAGAGUACAUCGUUGCUAUUCGCCACAUCUUCUAUGGACGAUACGGUUAAACUCUGGAACGUAAAUGUGGAAUCGAAGCAGAUCCAGUGUUUGCACCGCUUGUACCUGGGCGCGUCGUCUCCGGCUUUAUGCUCGAGAUUUUCGCCAGAUGGCUACGCCAUCGCCGCGGCGACGCAUGAUAGACUUUUUAUUUGGAGUGUGGAGCGUGGCGGGGUGGCGCUGGCGAAAUGGACGGCGCCAAGAACUGUUGUAGAUCACCCGGAUGGAGCAGGUAAUAAUAAUAAAAAUAUGGAGGAUUUGGAGGAUGCUGCGUUCUAUCGUUCCCUAUCGUGGGAUUGUGACGGCAAGAAACUUGCUCUGGGAUUUGGGAAACAGAUGGCUAUCAUCAAUCUUCAACGAUGA
Molecule: messenger RNA, 1869 nt
Organism: Histoplasma capsulatum G186AR
Lineage: Eukaryota; Fungi; Ascomycota; Eurotiomycetes; Onygenales; Ajellomycetaceae
Product: WD domain-containing protein
Exons: 5
Coding region: 1-1869 (622 amino acids)
Biological process (GO): regulation of transcription by RNA polymerase II
Cellular component (GO): Set3 complex
Molecular function (GO): protein binding; transcription corepressor activity
Source: RefSeq, a predicted model, not a curated record